Messenger RNA from Nerophis lumbriciformis (worm pipefish), 2607 nucleotides. The record is from RefSeq and is a predicted model, not a curated record. NCBI's taxonomy places the organism in Eukaryota, Metazoa, Chordata, Actinopteri, Syngnathiformes, Syngnathidae.
UGAUUUUCUGGGGGAGGAUUUUUAAUCGGCGAGAUGAUGCUCAUUCUCCUGCUGGCAGCCUUUUCCUCUUCAAUCUCAAGCUCCUCCCUCUCCUCCCCCUCCAUGUCAGAUGGACUCCCAAUGGCAGACCCUUCUGCUCCGGACUUGAUGUCUGAAACUUGUAGUGCCUGCUCCUGCCUGUCGGUGGAAAAUGUGCUCUACGUCAACUGUGAAAAGAUCACUGUAUACCGGCCGACACAACUCAUUCCGCCUGUGUCAUCAUUAUACCACCUCAAUUUCCAAAAUAACUUUCUAAUUGUUCUCUACCCAAACUCAUUUCUCAACUUCACCCAUGCUGUAUCGCUGCAACUGGGGAACAAUCAGCUGCAGAACAUUGAAGGUGGCGCAUUCAUGGGUAUGAGCGCAUUAAAACAGCUGCACCUGAACAACAAUGAGUUGAAAGUGCUACAAGCAGACACAUUUCAAGGAAUAGAAAACUUGGAGUACCUUCAAGCUGACUACAAUUUGAUAAAGUACAUCGAAAAGGGAGCCUUCAACAAACUGCAUAAAUUAAAAGUGCUGAUUCUGAAUGACAAUCUUAUACAAGCACUUCCUGACAACAUAUUUCGUUUUGCCUCCCUCACACAUCUGGAUAUAAGAGGGAACAGGAUCCAGAAGCUUCCCUAUUUGGGGGUUCUGGAGCACAUCGGACGGAUUGUUGAGCUGCAGUUGGAUGAUAACCCCUGGAAUUGUACCUGCGACUUAGCACCGCUGAAGGCAUGGCUUGAAAACAUGCCCUAUAAUAUUUUUAUUGGAGAGGCCAUAUGCGAAACACCAAGCGACUUGUACGGAAGGUUACUGAAAGAAACCAAUAAGCAAGAGCUUUGCCCAAUGGGUACAGGAAGUGACUUUGAUGUCAGAAUGCCACCGGCCCCCCCUGAUACAGGACAGUCAACCUCCAAAACUUCCCCGACCUCCACGGUGACCACAAAAUCACCAAAAGCCACAGACUCAUCAAAAAUUUACGGAAAUGGCAUUGUAGCCGGAUUACCCCCUUUCGGAAGAAAUAGCCAGAUUGUGUCAUUUCAGACAAGGAGCCCCCCAAUGUCAUGCCCACAGCUGUGUAGCUGUAAAACUCACCCAUCAGACUUUGGCAUAAGUGUCAGUUGUCAAGAAAGAAAUAUACAAAAUCUAGCAGAUCUUAUUCCUAAACCGGCAAACGCCAAGAAACUUCACUUGAGUGGGAAUUACAUUCGUGACAUAAACCCAACUGAUUUCCGCGGAUUUGAAGGUUUAGAUUUGCUUCAUCUGGGUAGCAACCAAAUUGUCACGGUCCAAAAAGGUGUGUUUGCUAACCUCACUAAUCUGAGAAGACUGUAUCUGAAUGGAAACCAGAUCGAACAAUUACACCCUGAGAUGUUUUUGGGCCUCACAAAUCUACAGUACCUGUACUUGGAAUACAAUGCCAUUAAAGAAAUUCUUGCAGGCACAUUUGACUCGAUGCCAAAUUUGCAGCUCCUGUAUCUCAACAAUAACGUAUUACGGAGUCUUCCUGCCUAUGUGUUUGCAGGCCUGUCUUUAGCCAAACUCAAUUUGAAAAACAACCACUUCAUGACCCUACCAGUGAGCGGUGUCCUGGACCAGCUGCGCUCUUUGACCCAGAUAGAUCUAGAGGGAAAUCCGUGGGAGUGUUCCUGCGAUUUGGUCGCUCUGAAACUAUGGCUAGACAAGCUAAGCGAUGGAGUUGCUGCAAAAGAAGUCAAAUGCGCCUCUCCUGUGCAAUUUGCGAACAUUGAACUGCGCCUGUUGAAAAACGAAAUCUUGUGCCCAAAGCUUAUUGCUCGGCCACCAUCUAUUUUAACUAGCGCCACCCCCGUCGUGACUUCAGUUUCACCAGCAGGAGUUGGCAAAGCCCCGCCAGGAGGUCCCGUCCCUCUCUCAAUCAUGAUCCUUAGUAUUCUCGUAGUGCUGAUACUUACAGUGUUUGUGGCCUUCUGCCUUCUAGUCUUUGUCCUCAGACGGAAUAAAAAACCAGCUGGUCGACAGGAACUAGGGAAUCAGGAGUGCGGCUCCAUGUCGCUGCAGCUCCACCGACAUGGCCACAAAUCAGGCAAAAAAGGUUCCAUUCCGGGAGAUGAAUUGGGAGGUGAAACAUUUAUCCCUCAAACAAUUGAACAUAUCGGCAAGAGCCACACUUGUGGCAUUGGACGCUCAUCAGACAUGGACGCUGGGUUUAAGUUUGCCGACUCGCAAAGGCAGAAAAUUAUCCUGCGAAGCAGUGCCGAAAAGGAUAAGGAUGCACUUUCCACCUUGGAGCGCAACAAGCGCCUCAGCACAAUCGACGAACUCGAGGAAUUCUUACCAAAUCGAGAGCCCAGCAUGUUCAUCCAGAACUUCCUGGACAGCAAGAGAGACUUCAACAGCAUAGGAAUGGGGGCGUACGAAAUCCGUUACCCGGAGAAAUCUCUGGAUAGAAAGGUGAAGAAAUCAUCUCUGAUAGGUGGGAACCACAGUAAGAUUGUGGUGGAGCAAAGAAAAAGUGAGUAUUACGAGCUGAAAGCCAAGCUCCAAGGAACACCUGAUUACCUCCAGGUGCUUGAGGAGCAGACUGCACUGACACAAAUGUAA